Bubalus bubalis (water buffalo) is the source of this 1298-nucleotide messenger RNA. RefSeq names its product chromosome 6 C1orf54 homolog (gene C6H1orf54). The record is from RefSeq and is a predicted model, not a curated record. Lineage: Eukaryota; Metazoa; Chordata; Mammalia; Artiodactyla; Bovidae. The coding region runs from base 831 to 1226 and encodes 131 amino acids. The transcript has 7 exons.
UCCAGAAGCGAUGUGGAUAAGACAUCAUUUCUCCUCUGAGCUGUUAUCACAGCAUCUUCUGACUUAGCAACAGGCGCCAAACCUGUCUUGUUCAUUAGUGUUUCCACGGAGACUUGCAUAGUGCCUAGCUCAUAGUAGAUGUUGAAUAGAUGUUUAUUAACUCCCUUAAAAAAAAAUUCUUUAUUUCCUUGCCUCUGAACCCUGAAUUGCCUGUCAGACUAGGCCUAGCACACUGUGCCCAGCAAUUUGUCACUAAAUGUUUCAACACUGAAUGGAAUGAAAAUGGGAACUAUAAAAGCAGAGAGAAGGAUAAGAUGAACUCCACCCCUGUAGGCUAGGAGGAAGGGAACACACCAAAUAACUGAAAGAGGAGAAGAGGUGUGGCAUAUACCUCAGGGAAAGAGUACCUGCUUCCUCCCUUCUCCCAUCCUGUGUGCAGAAACUUGAGAAAGGGGUGAGUUGAGGUCAGUACUUAGCAGAGAGGAAGGAACUAGUCUUGACUGAAAGUUGUUGUUUUUUUUUAAUCAGAAUCGAUGCAGCAGGUGCUUGUAGAGUCGGAUGGUGAUGUUGACACUGCUCCCAUACUUCGAAGUCUGAGAUAAGCAGGGGUAGGGAAUUGUUCUCACUCUAGAAAAAAUGCUUAUCCCUUCCACAGAAUAUUUUGACUGUGAAGAAAGAGACUGGGAUGAAGUCUCAGGAAGAAGGGCAGGUCUGGAAAGGAUAGUCAGUUAGGGACAGUGAGAGGGAGAGUGAGCUUUUUGUGAGGACUGGGAAUAAGGAAGGAAAGUAGGGGAGAGGGGAAACUUCAAGGCGCUAGAGCAGAAUCCAGAAUGGAUGUCCUCUUUGUAGCCAUUCUUGCUGUGCCACUCAUCCUGGGACAAGAAUAUGAGGAUGGAGAAGAACUGGAAGAGGAUGAAUAUUAUCAGGUGAUCUAUUAUUACACAAUCACCCCCAGCUAUGAUGAGUUUGGUGUGAACUUCACUGUUGAUUACUCUAUGUUUGAGUCAGAGAACACAGUGAACAGGUUGGAUGAGAAGGUGGAAGCAUCAGAGACUACCAUUAGUUAUGAAACAGACCGCGCUGACCAUCAGAAGCCUGUAAUAGAGAAACCAGUGACAAUGGAACCACAGAGUCCAGAUUUGAAUGACGCUGUAUCCGGUCUGCAGAGUCCUGGUCCACUCCUUCUGUCCUGGGCCCUCAUUCAGGGGGUGAUGUAUUUCCUGUAAAAGGAGAAGGAAGACUCGUUGAUGGGGAUUUGGGAAGAGGAGAGUGGAAGAUUAAAUAAAUAAAUGAAGUAA